Messenger RNA from Lutzomyia longipalpis, 2186 nucleotides. RefSeq lists its product as uncharacterized. The transcript has 6 exons. Gene Ontology annotation, biological process: regulation of cytokinesis; positive regulation of protein localization to cilium; positive regulation of cilium assembly. Lineage: Eukaryota; Metazoa; Arthropoda; Insecta; Diptera; Psychodidae. Gene Ontology annotation, cellular component: early endosome; recycling endosome; midbody. The coding region runs from base 114 to 1766 and encodes 550 amino acids. The record is from RefSeq and is a predicted model, not a curated record.
UUUGGAAGCAAAAAAACGACAAAGAAGAAGAAAUAUCAAUGCGCGUAGGAAAAAACGUAAUUUUUUAUUGAAAAUUGAGAAAAAAUACAAGAAAAGGUGAAUUUUGUUAAGUUAUGGCCAAAGAGAAUACUGGCAAAGAUCCGGAUGAAUUGCUAUCUGUCCUGGGGAAUAGUGAUGGUGUUGUAAAUGGGACUGUGGAAGAGGAGAACAGCGAAAGUUUCUGUGGUGGUGAAAACAAUGGUCCAGCUGCUGAGGCACCUAAGAAGGAUGAAAAUCCCUUCUCAUUGAAGCACUUUCUCAAUCGCGACAAUGCAGGAAUUUCAAGUUCAACGAACCGGGGUCCAGGAACGUCGAAUUCAUCAAAUCUCGGAGCUCGUCCCAAGGUGUUUCAGUCCACGAGCACCAAUGAAAUCCCCAAAAUGAAGCGAUCUCCGCGCUUUCCAUCCUUUGACUCACAAGCCAGUCUCACGGAGUACACCGAUGACCUAAGAAGUUCCAUCGGGACAACAUCCUCGAAUUUCGGCAAGAGAUCCUACUCGAAUUAUGACAUUGAAAGUCCAAAUUCCCCACGUCCGGAACGUCGUGGCAAGAGCCCCAUUGUACCGUCAUCAUCUGCACGGAAUACAACCACAUCAAAUGUGGGGGGUGGUGGUCAUCGUUUGGGGAAUUCCGAAUUUUCAGCUGCUCUACCGGAUUUUGUGCAGGAUCACCUCAUCAUUGAGCAGCUGUACAAUCACUCUGCCCUCGGUAGCAGUGGCUCCCCAAAUACAUCACCACUCUCCGUGGAUUUCGACAUAAUCCCCGGAUUUGCGGUGAAUGACACAAAUUCACGUCCAUCCGCCGAAUCAGACAUGCCCUUUGAUCUGAUGUUCACAACAUCCUCCGCCCCACGUAGUCGUAGUCCAUUGCACCGCAAUAGCCCAACAAUCCCACUUGAUCUACCCGUGUCGAGUAGUGCAUCGAGUAUCCCAUUGGAUCUCACAGGGAGUCGUUUUGGGCACAAUACACCACCACCACCGGAUAUUCCCCUCGAUCUCACGGAGCGUCAUGAUUUUGGGAAUGCCAAUCAGCCGCCCGCAGAUAUGAUACAGACCCUGCCGGACUUCCUGUCCGACGGACCCAUUCACAGUGGGCGAUUAGCGGAUGUGACGAGUGAUCUGCCGCAUCUGGAUAGCCCCGAGGAGAGUGCUGGGACAACAAUUGCGCGUCUUCGGUUGGAGAAUGAACGAUUGCGCCAUGAAUUGGAUGACAAUCGACGACGAUUGUCCGAGAAGACGCGCCAGAGUGCUGAACUCGAGCGAACACUGGAGAGUAUGAGGCACACAGAGACUCAGUACAGUGCAACACUGGCUGAAAGCAUGGAACAAGUUGAAGAGAAUCUAGAUAGAAGCAAUAAGAGAGCAGCAGCAGCACAGUCCUUAGCAAAUAAGCUAAAGCAGCAAGUUAAGCAAUUAACGGCUGAAGUUGAGGCACUACGGCGUGAGAAUGAGACGCUAAAGGAGGAAGGAGCCGUUGGGGGUAGCAGCAACAGCGGUACAGCAGCAAAUGUACGCUCAUUUGCUCGAAUGUCGAGAUCUCAGCAACUCUCACGGGAACUUAUGCAGGCAGCUCAGAGCGCUGAAAAUAAUCUCCGACAACUACUGACUGGUGUUGACAACUUGAGGAUCAUGGCAGCAAAUAUUCAAAAUAUGGAUCGAAUUUGUGAUCCAACGGAUGAAUUUCUCUCAGAUUGUGAUGAUGAGGAUUUCACUGGUCCAGCUCUAUAGUUAGGUGCGAGAUUUUCUUCUUAAUUCUUUUUUUUUUCCCUUUGUGCAAAUUUUAUUUUACAAUCUUAUUGUACGUUCUUUUAGUCCUCAAGUUAAUUUGUUAGAUCUGUUUUUUUGUCUUCUCUUCAGUUUUCUCUCAUAGAGCUAUAUAUACUCCUAUAUAGCGAUAUUCGCGUUUAUUUUUUUUUUAUUUAAAAAUUGUUUUAAAGAAAAAAAACCCUUUUUUUGGAAGAAGAGCUCUAAGAGAUUACAAGAAGUAUAGGGAAAUAUUGUCUAAAAACAAACAAAAAAAAAUAAAUAAAAUUUCUUCCAAUUCAGUGGUUACGACAAAAUUAUUACCUAACUGAUGAAUGUGCGUGCGAAGAAAAUACAAUUAUCAUAACAAACAGGAUAUUAAAAAAAAGAGAAAGAAAAAUGCAA